GUCUCCGCCAAUGCAGGAGGCCUUUGCUGUCCUGGUUCCACCCUUCUCAAGAGCUGGGGCCGGAAGAUGGCGGCGGCCGCGGAGUUGAAGCUGCUGGAGAAGUCCCUGGGGCUGAGUAAGGGAAAUAAGUACAGUGCCCAGGGCGAGAGACAGAUUCCAGUUCUUCAAACAAACAAUGGUCCAAGCCUAACAGGAUUGACUACCAUAGCAACUCAUCUAGUCAAAGAAGCCAACAAGGAGUAUUUGCUGGGGAGUACUGCAGAAGAAAAAGCAACAGUUCAGCAGUGGCUGGAGUACAGGGUCACUCGAGUAGACAGACAGUCCAGUAAAGAGGAUAUCCACACGCUGUUGAAGGAUCUGAAUUUGUAUCUUGAAGAUAAAGUCUACCUUACAGGAUAUAACUUUACUUUAGCAGAUAUUCUACUGUACUAUGGACUUCAUCGCUUUAUAGUUCAAUAUAUUUUAGUAGCUUUUUGAAUUUAGAAUGAUGACAUGGCACCUACCUCAUUUCAAAACGGAAAAAAAAGCCUCCAAGGUAAAGAGGAUUUGCUGUGAAGUAUCUAAGCAUCUCUCUCCUGGUGGCAAACCUAGUCUUUCAGCUUGGGGAGUCCAGAACUUGGCUUGAGCGAGCCUGUGCUACUGACUGUGGUUACUUUAAAAGCUUAAUCUUAGGAAAAAUUGUGGUGACUGCCAGCAGCUAGUGAGCAUCUAUCAGGACUCAGGGUCUGGCUUCCUGCAGCACUGAGCUGUCAUUAAAGAGGAGAACGUGUCUCAUGUAAUUAAAAAAAUAAAUAGAUGAGAAUGAGGUGUAACUCUUGCAAACCAAGUAUAUAUUUAUACACAUACUCUUCCUGUCUACUGGCUUAUGCAGGUCAUGUGGCAGGAAAAGUGUGGGAGACCAACCUUGCACGUGACUGAGUCACACUCCCCUGCUGGGUACUGAGGUGCUCAGUCACAGAAAUGUGGCAGAGCUUUCCCCACCCUUCUUGGGUUUUAGGGUCAGUGUCUCAUGCAUGGGUGUGUCUUGCUACAGCUACGCUCACCUGUUCCUUUGUAAUAUAACCCCUUACCCUGUUUAGGAUAGAAUCUUCCAUGGAAGUGCAUUGUGUGUGUCCCCUGCUCUUACUGUACCUUUGAGUGUGGCCUACCCAAAUGUCAGUCAACCUGACAGUGGACAUCAUGAAGAUAGACUCAGCCCCCUCAAACCUGACCCCUGGCCUCAUUUGAAAAGCUUCUCCUCAAUAAAAGGGGUCAGCGCGUGCUCUCUCU
Molecule: messenger RNA, 1269 nt
Organism: Marmota monax (woodchuck)
Lineage: Eukaryota; Metazoa; Chordata; Mammalia; Rodentia; Sciuridae
Gene: Eef1e1
Product: eukaryotic translation elongation factor 1 epsilon 1
Exons: 4
Coding region: 67-477 (136 amino acids)
Biological process (GO): positive regulation of DNA damage response, signal transduction by p53 class mediator
Cellular component (GO): aminoacyl-tRNA synthetase multienzyme complex; cytoplasm; nucleus
Source: RefSeq, a predicted model, not a curated record